AUGGACGAUGAUGGUAAAUGGGAUUGCACUGGCACCAUGUCGCAGCAGACCAACCCGCUUUGCACUGCCGCAGGAUCUUCUGAGCUGACUGUUCAGCAAUUCAAGGGGCGCAUCGUGAUCUGGACUACUGACAGGCCGACGACUCGACGCAACCAGAAGAAAGGGAACGCGGUAGGGCAUCUCGAUACGACUUCAUUCUCCCUCAUUAGCAGUCUAGGACUCGACGCAACUACCCACAUUCGAAGCGCCUAG
This is a messenger RNA of Colletotrichum higginsianum IMI 349063, 252 nucleotides long. RefSeq lists its product as uncharacterized. The transcript has a single exon. NCBI's taxonomy places the organism in Eukaryota, Fungi, Ascomycota, Sordariomycetes, Glomerellales, Glomerellaceae. The coding region runs from base 1 to 252 and encodes 83 amino acids. The record is from RefSeq and is a predicted model, not a curated record.